Messenger RNA from Guillardia theta CCMP2712, 1842 nucleotides. RefSeq lists its product as hypothetical. The record is from RefSeq and is a predicted model, not a curated record. Lineage: Eukaryota; Cryptophyceae; Pyrenomonadales; Geminigeraceae. Gene Ontology annotation, biological process: wybutosine biosynthetic process. Bases 1 to 1842 code for a protein of 613 amino acids. The transcript is spliced from 12 exons. Gene Ontology annotation, molecular function: catalytic activity; 4 iron, 4 sulfur cluster binding; FMN binding.
AUGAUUAUCUGCUAUGGCUCUCAGACAGGGAAUGCAGAGAACUUUGCCAAGGACCUGUACGAGGACGCGAGCGAGAAGGGGUUCAAGGUAGGCAUCAUCAGCCUUGCUUCCCCAGACUUCUUAGAGAAAGCUCGGCAUGCCCUCGACAGCUCCCCCGUGUUUGUGUUCAUCACGUCAACCUGGACCGACGGCACCCCCCCACCCUCCUGCAGCAGCUUCUUCUCUUGGCUGCAGCAGGACAGCUGCAAGCUCGAGCUAGACUUCAACAACGUCAAGUUCACAGUCUUCGGACUUGGAAACAGUGAGUACGCCGCCAACUUCUGCAAGGCCGCGCGGGACUUGGACGAUCGUCUUGUGGCGCUGGGGGGCAAGAGGGUAUGUGCUCGAGGGGAGGAGGACGACUACUCGCCCUCCAUCUUCGGGUCGUGGAAGGACUCGCUGUGGGUGUCCCAGGGAGCAAGGCUCAUGGGGAAUUCCGUUCAGUUCAUCCAGGAGGACAGCGACGAGGAGUCGACAUCGAGUGCGCAGGAGGAAGACGACCUCGACGACAUGCUGCAGGGUGAGGAGGGAGGGACGUGCGGCUCGAAGGCCGACCUGGAGGACCUGGAGGACCUGGGGAAGAUUGCGUCGAGAGGGAAGGAGGAGAAGGAGGGGGUGGUGACGCUCCGCGGGAAGCCGAAGAAAAUGCUGAACCCGUCGCUAGAGGCGAGCUUGACGAAGCAAGGCUACAAGCUCGUAGGCAGCCACAGCGGGGUCAAGCUGUGCAGGUGGACCAAGUCGAUGCUGCGAGGAAGAGGAGGGUGUUACAAGCACACUUUCUACGGGAUCGCCAGCUACCAGUGCAUGGAGGCGACACCUUCCUUGGCGUGCGCCAACAAGUGCGUGUUCUGCUGGCGGCACCACAAGAAUCCCGUGGGGACGAGCUGGAGGUGGGAGACGGACGACCCUCAGUUCCUCGUCGACGGGUUCGUGUCGAAGCACAGGGCCAUGAUCAAGGAGAUGCGAGGACUGCCGGGCGUCAUUCCCGAGAGGUUGGAGGAGGCGGACACAGUCAGGCAUUGCGCUCUAUCUCUCGUCGGGGAGCCGAUCAUCUACCCACAUAUCAACAAGUUCAUCAACCUUCUCCACGAGCAGAGCAUCAGCACGUUCCUCGUCUCCAACGCUCAGUUUCCUUCCCAGAUGGAAAACCUUGUUCCCUGCACUCAGCUCUACGUCUCUAUCGACGCCUCCAAUGCCGAGGAGCUGAAAGCCGUCGAUCGCCCUCUCUUCAGCGACUUCUGGGAGAGAUUCCUAGAGUGCAUUGACAUCCUCGACCGGAAGGGCCAGCGCACAGUCUUCCGACUGACGCUCGUGAAGUCGUUCAACAUGUCGGAGGUUGAGGGAUACGCCAACUUGAUCCGUAGGGGGAGGCCAGACUUUGUUGAGAUCAAGGGUGUAACCUUCACUGGAGGCAAGAAGCCCCAGCUUGGCAUGAGCAACGUACCUUGGCAUGCUGAAGUCGUAAGUUUUGCUUCGCAAAUUUGUAAGAUGGUCGACGACGAAUAUGAGAUUGCUUCUGAGCAUGCUCACUCCUGCGCCAUCCUGUUGGCAAACAAGAAGUUCAAGAGGGGUUCAGAUUGGUACACAUGGAUUGACUAUCCCAAGUUUUUUGAGUUGGUUCGUAGUGGCCAGCCAUUCACCUCCUUGGACUACAUGACCAAGACGCCUGAGUGGGCGGUCUACGGGCGGGGGAUUCCAGGAGACGGAGGGUUUGAUCCAGCGGAAAUUCACUACAGGAAAGGAGAUUCUCGCACGUCGACCCCCAUGUCGAGCAGGCCCGACACUCCCAGCUCAAUGCGAUGA